This is a messenger RNA of Microsporum canis CBS 113480, 3054 nucleotides long. Its product is annotated as tetratricopeptide repeat domain-containing protein. The transcript has 9 exons. The record is from RefSeq and is a predicted model, not a curated record. Gene Ontology annotation, molecular function: protein binding. The coding region runs from base 1 to 3054 and encodes 1017 amino acids. Lineage: Eukaryota; Fungi; Ascomycota; Eurotiomycetes; Onygenales; Arthrodermataceae.
AUGGCUAUACCAGCAACUGUUGCAACCACCGGCCACCUACACGUACUACUGAAUCCUGUUGAUACUUCACAGGGUAGCGUCGACAUUGUCCUUGUUCCUGGUAUUGGAACUACUCUUCCUGAGCAAUGGCCAUUUGCUAGCCAAGAAUGGCUCACAACAUUACCUGGCUCCGGCGCUGGAAUACGCAUCCUCGCAUAUGAAUAUAAUUCACUAUUAUUAGGCAAUAAGCCUCCAUGGGAAUCAUUUUUGAUGCAAGGAUAUGAUCUUCUGCAACAUAUAAGUGACCUGCGCUCGAAGAAUAGCCCGGACUCGCCAAUGUUGAUAGUUUGCCACAGCUUAGGUGGUAUUAUCGUAAAGCAAGCGUUGUGCGUCGCAAACAAACAGUUCCUUCGAUAUGGAUCCAUUGUCAAUACUAUUGCCGGUGUCAUUUUCUUAGGCACUCCACAUAGAUAUAGUGAUAGAGCCACGAAUUUAAUACGUUUUCAAGACAUCUUAGAGGCAACGGCGGGUAGGAGCCUGAAAGUACACAGCUCAGGUACUGAGCAAGAAGACGCUAUCCUACUCAACCUUGCGGACAGAUUUGAGGGAAUAUCAUUCCGUGCUCCUGUGUUGUCUGUGUAUGAGCUGAGGGAAUCAAAAAGCAGCAUAACACCGUUGCGCCAGAAACACCAUCAAGUAGUUAAGUGUUUAGAGGAGUACCAACAUGCAACAAUGAGUGCUUAUUCUCCCACAAUGAGUGAAUUACCACUUAAGGUUGAACAAAUGGAACUCACCGAAUGGCCUUCAAAUAAAACAACAAACGGAACAUCCCUUUCAGGGUUCGAGUUUGUAUAUCCUGCUACAUCAAAAACUGAGAUUCGGAAACCCCUUAACUUACCAUGCUUCCUCCUUAACGCCCAUUCUGAAAAUGAAGAUUUCUGCGGCCGCGAAGAUAUAUUGGAACAGCUUGCUGCCGAGCUCUUGCCUUCAAAGAAUAUAGUGAUACAAUCUGGUACUGCUCUACGGCAAUUUGCACUUUGUGGAUUCGGAGGUAUUGGGAAAACGGAAAUAGCUCGCGAAUUCUGCCGACGCCACAAGUCCUCCUUUGAUGCAGUAUUCUGGGUCGUAGCGGAUGAGAUUGCCAAACUUGACCACCACUAUCAGCAGAUUUCAUUAGCGCUGGGGCUUGAAGACUCGUCAGAUUGCAAGAGUCAGGUUGUUAGUAGGGAAAUUGUCAAAGGAUGGCUCUCUAAUCCCCAAAAGUGCUUAUCAGGUUCUGACGAAAUAGCCCAGCCAGAUCAAUCUAGACCGGAAGCUAUAUGGCUACUCAUAUUUGAUAAUGCGGACGACCCAAUGACCCUUACAGACUACUGGCCCCAGGGUAGUGGGUCGAUUCUUGUUACUAGUCGUGAUCCACUAGCAAAAAAUAUGUUCACGCGAAGACCUUCGGGAUUAGAUCUAGGGCCACUUUCUCAGAAAGACAGCCUAUGCCUCUUCAACCAUCUAACUACUACCGCGGCUAUCUCCCAAAUGGCGGGUAUAAUCCGUCGACAGGAUCUCACUUUAUCUGAGUUUUUCGAAUUAUAUACAGAUCAUGAAGAACAGAGUAGCCUUUAUGAGAUAAAGUUUGAUGCAAACAUGGCUACAUACAAGCACUCUUUAUCUACAGUGUGGGCAUUCGAGAAACUGAACUCUCAAGCUCGACAGCUGUUAGAGUUGAUUUCAUUCCUCGAUCCAGAUAUCAUUGGAGAAGACCUUCUCAUGGAAGCGUCGAUGGAAGCCAUUUCCAAGGGUACACAGUUUAGGAAGAGUAGCUUUAUCGAAGCUCGUACCGAACUUUUGCAGUCAUCUCUAAUUCAAAGAGAUAAGCAAAAGCAACAAUUAUCAGUCCAUCGAAUAGUACAGGAUGUAAUAUUGGCAACAAUGGAUAUGGCAAAAAAGCGGUUGAUGUUCGAUAAAGUCGUACGAAUACUUUGGGCGAACUGGCCCUCUGCUAUGCCUAAACCAUCAAAAGCGCCAGAGUUACCCCAGCCCAAAUCAACGGACGGCAGAUUAUAUGUUGGAAGGUGGCCUGCCUGUGCAGCCAUAUAUCCCCAUGUUUUGAGAAUACAUCAACUCUGGCCGUCUAUUUCGGAUCCUUCAGAGGCCACAAGUUUGCUUUUUGCGAAGUUAUUGAAUGAUGCCGCAUGGUAUCAAAAAGAGCGUGGAAGAACAAAGCAAUUUGACGGUUUCUUCACAACCGCCCGUAGUAUUUGCGAGUCCUCAACGCAUGCGGAUCGUGAUUCUCUUCUUGCAGACAUCCACUUCUGCCUAGGAGCUAUCGCCAUGGACUCGAGUGAUUUUGAUGCCAGCCGGAUUCACAAGGAGAUUUCUCUCGAUUUAGUGUGCAGAAUCUGCAGAGAAUUGGGCACUUCUGAUGAGAGAUUAUACCUUGCCUAUGCGGAGCGAGGUAUCUCACGAACUCAGGACAAGCGGUAUGAGGAGGGUGAAGUGGAUAUCAAAGAGGCAUUAAGGGUGCGCAAAGCCCUCGGCAACUAUAUUCCACGCUCAGGGGAGGCUAAUCUGAGCUGGGCUCUUCUUGCUCAAGACAGCUUGGCAGGCAGAGAAAAAGCGUUGGGUAAGGACGAUAGAGAAUCCGUCCGAACGGGACUGAUUCUUUAUGCCCUUGGAAAUCUCCGUGCAACGCAAAACCAAUGGGACGCGAGUUUUGAAUAUCACCAGAGAGCAUUUCGUCAUAUGCACGCGACAGUGGGAGAGAGAGAUUUCUACACUGCAAAUAUCACACACAAGCUUGCCGAACACCUUGUCCGCCUAGGUCGGAAUGAGGAGGCUAUUACUAUGGUUAAUGCAGCACUGGACAUCUGGUCUAUUGAUCCGAGUGCGCACAAGAAUGAGAUAGCUCGCACUACUUUCCUCAAAGGCAAAAUAUCCGAGGCGACAGGGAGGGCGCAAAAGGCUGCAGUCGCUCUUAGGGUUGCCUGCCGGUUGAGGAAGGAAAUCACAAAGGAGGAUCAAGAUGUGAAGAGCUUAACAAUGAAAGACUUUGAUGAGGUUGUUGCUUUCUGGGCUCGUUGA